Molecule: messenger RNA, 3715 nt
Organism: Solea solea (common sole)
Lineage: Eukaryota; Metazoa; Chordata; Actinopteri; Pleuronectiformes; Soleidae
Gene: rab6ba
Product: RAB6B, member RAS oncogene family a
Exons: 8
Coding region: 319-975 (218 amino acids)
Molecular function (GO): GTPase activity; GTP binding
Source: RefSeq, a predicted model, not a curated record
CGUUCACAUCACACACACACACAGACACAGGCACCACACAGACAGACAGACAGAGAGCGAGACACACACACACACACAGACAGAGAGAGAGAGGGAGAGACUGGUACUGAAAAAGUGGAGCAGCAUAACCACCCUUUUCCAUCCUGCAGCCGAAGCAGCAGCAUCAUCCACCACCGACCAACAGCCAACUCAAGUGGGAACAUCAGAAAGAAAGUGUGAGCUUAGACCAGACUGUCCUCCGGUGUCCACAGUCCCCCCUUCCUCCUCCUCCUCCUCUUCUUCCUCCUCCUCGUCCUCCUCCUCCUCCUCCUCAACAAAAUGUCCGUGGGCAGUGACUUUGGGAAUCCUUUAAGAAAAUUCAAACUCGUCUUUCUGGGGGAACAGAGCGUUGGGAAGACGUCUCUGAUCACACGGUUCAUGUAUGACAGCUUUGACAACACAUAUCAGGCCACAAUUGGAAUUGACUUCCUAUCAAAAACCAUGUACUUGGAAGAUCGAACGCCUCCUCAGCUUUCCCUCUCUGAACCCCAGGUGAGGUUGCAGCUGUGGGACACGGCUGGACAAGAGCGCUUCAGGAGCCUCAUUCCCAGCUACAUACGGGACUCCACUGUGGCUGUGGUGGUCUACGACAUUACAAACGUUAACUCCUUCCAGCAGACGUCAAAAUGGAUCGACGACGUCAGGACAGAGAGGGGAAGUGAUGUCAUCAUUAUGCUUGUCGGCAAUAAAACAGAUCUGGCAGAUAAGAGGCAAAUCACAAUUGAGGAAGGUGAACAGAGGGCCAAAGAGCUGAGUGUCAUGUUCAUAGAGACGAGUGCCAAGACGGGAUACAACGUCAAACAGCUGUUUCGUCGCGUGGCGGCUGCUCUUCCAGGGAUGGAAAGUAUGCAAGAAACAAGCAAAGAAGGGAUGAUCGACAUCAAACUGGACAAACCGCAGGAGCCGCAGACGACUGAAGGAGGCUGUUCCUGUUAAUGUCCUCGUCCUGAACGACAGCAUCAUUGACACCACGCGCUUGUUACGUUGCUUCCUGUUGGUUCACCUGCCGUUGACUCUGCACGUUUAGAAUCCUGCCUCCUCACCCGACAGCUGGUCACCACGUGGAAUUAGCAAUAUGUGAAUUUAGUUGUUUUUUUAAAAAAUCCGCCUUUGUUAAUGAAACGUGAGACGUGUCAUGUGGUAAAGAUGAUGUUGCAUCUCAUGUGUUUACAGUAGGAACGUGUGUUUCCCCCACUUUCUGUUUUUAUAUUUGUUUGCAUAUUCAGGGAAAUUCUCUGGAAAAGUGUCUUUUGUGUUGCUGUUUUUUUGUUAAUGAGCCGGAAAGAAGAGAUUUUAGUUGUAUUCUAUAUGGAUGUCACUGCUGUUACAGGCAACGAUGGAGGCCCAACGUUAACCACACCAGUCUGUCACUCCGUCCCUUUGAUUUCACGCCAACGCACAAACAUCUGCAGUCAUUCACUGAAACGUGUCGGCCAAUCACAGCCUCGUUAACCCCAGCGUGAUCCGUAAUUAUUGAUAGGACAAACUGAAGAGUAGCUAAUGCAUGCGUAGUUCUCCAGCAUAGAUACCAGUGACUGCACGUGUACACACACACACACACACACACACACACACGUAACAUGUCAAUUACACCACUGACUUCAUGCACUCUUAAGCGUUUGUUUAUGAAAACUGAUUGAGACUUAUGAGACUUGUACAGUGUGUGUGUAUGUGUGUGUGUGUGUAGGCAACAUUAGAAUGCAGAUACUGUAUAUAGACGUCCACUGCCAGGUCGUGUCGUGUCAUUCCUGCUCCACCGCGUGUCCACGGGUCACCGUCCGUUCGCUGGAUGUCGCACACGGGCGCACGCUCACAACUGUACUACGAUAUCUUUGGUUGUAGUGAUUAUGGUCAGCGUGCAGACGAGAGUCACAGAGGAACCACAGCCUGUGUAUAAAAAUGGACUUAGCAGUCGCAGUUUGCCACCAGGGGGCGACUGCUGGUUGCAAAAACGAACCCUGUUAGAAUGUCUAAGGGGAAAUGAGCUUGGACUUCUCACUUGGUCAAACAUUUUGUGAAGUUGAAUGUUUUAAUCAUUAGUUAAAGAUCUCCCUCGAUUUUGUAAAUCGUGUUCACAUUUUGAGCAAAAUGGACGAUAAAUCACGGCACACGUGAGUGGACACCAGUGUGAUUGACAGCUGGUGUCGUCCAGGAGGAGCCUGGUCAAACUGUGACUUUGAUCAUUUUUAUACACAGACUAUGAGGAGUGAGGAGCAGGAACACGACUCUCACUGUGUUGCUGAUCUAAACGUCGUCAACACAAACCAGUCGCCAGGAUCAGAUGUUGCCGCUGUACAUUUUUGCAAACUACAGAUGUUCCUUUAAACCUAAAUGAUGUCACUGAUUUACAUAAUCUACAUGUGUACGUCAACUUGUUUGUUUCAGAUUGUGACAGUUAAGUGGACACUAUGUUCCUCACAGAGCCCAAAUUCACAAAAUCACAGUUUGCCUCGCUGGACUUUACAGUCUGUAGGUUUGAGUAAGAAACACCUCCCAAAAAAACCCUUUGAUAAGGGGAAAUAAUGUAAGAAAACAAUUAAAAUUGCGUCCCUUAAGUCUGAAAUGGGCGUGACAAAAAACACUGGGUAGAUUUCAGAAAAGACAAUGUUUUUCAUUAUAUUGUCAAUAUUCUCUCCAUUAAAAAACACAUUGAAAUUUCAUUUUGCAACAAACCAAAAAACUCAAAUACUUCAACCAAGAUUCAAACAUUGUGUUCUGAGCUGAAUGUUUCCCACAGUUUGCAUCAAAGUAAAAAGAAAAAGCAACAGAAUUUUCUGGCAAAAACGUGUGUGCGUGGAACCACUUUCAUUUCCGUCAGAAGACUAAUUUGCACAUGUAGAUAUUUGAGGUGUUUGAAUAUAAAGUUGUGAAGAAGCUUCAUUCUAAGUCCCUGUACAGUCACUUCAUUUAGGAGCUGCCUGAUUGUCACAGAAUGUCACAUGACAUCGUCUUUGCUGCUUGUGUUUAAACUGACUAUUGAUGAUAUCAUGUUUGUUUUUUGAAAGCCUUUUGUUUUCUUACCAACGCCUGAUUGAGAAACACUACUUUGAUCUGACUCAUGAAAUGUUACUGCACUUUUGUAUGUUUUAGAGUUAGUGUGACGAUGUAAGUCUUAGAAACAUGGUUAAAAAUCAUCAUAAUUAUAAUAAUAAUCCAGAACCUUUGAGGUGCUGUGUCGUAGAGUAGAAUAAAACAGUCAUGAGUUGUUCACACAUGUACACAAAAGGACUCUUUGAUCUUUGAUCCGUCCUAACUCACUUAAUGAGUCAAAUAAUAAUAAAAAAGUCCAGGUUUGGAGAUUUGACUUGAACUCACUCUUUCAUUGUUUCAUGCGACUGAGACAGGAAGUUACUGCUGUCGUUACUGACCUCACAGAAAAAGACUCACUGGUUGUUAUUUAUUUUUAAUUGUGGACAAAAUGAUUGAUCAGUAGCUGUAGACAUCGCUCUCUAUUGACAUUCCCUUAAAGAAAUGGACCAAGUCAUGCAACACAAAUGUGUGUUGUGUUCAGGAGGAGGAGGAGGAGGAGGAGGAGGUCUGCAUUUCCUGAGGGUGUGUGUGUGUGUGUGUGUGUUCUGUCACAGCUCUGUGCCGCAGAACUGACACUCCAUUUACGCUGUACAGAGAUCCAGCAUGUCUCUCCUUAAACGAUUAAUAAAGAUGUCUUAUUACCAAA